GAUGUGGCCUUGAUCAAAACGCUGAGGAGGAAUGCCACUGUGGUGUGCAUGGAGGAGACAGAGCUCAUGGUGGUCGACAAGGAAGACUUCUUCGCUAACAAGAUGGACGUAGAGCUCAAGAGGGAGUUUGAUUAUCGCUUCAGGUUCUUCCGGUGAGAUAAUAGGAUGUAUUACUAUCGCUUUCUGAAUAUACCCGCUACAAACCUGUAUUUGUUGUUGAGCACCGCUCCUACUUUCCAACUGAAGAGCGAAGGCCUACCUGAAUUCCCGCUACAAACCUGUCUUCGUUGAGCACCCCAGCUGCUAGCUGAAGCGCGGAAGCCUACUUGAAUUCCCACUACAAAUGGUGUUUGUAACUCUCAGUCACAGGUACUCACACCAUGUCCCUUCCCUCCCAGGUCACUCCGGCUAGUGUCCUCCUGGCCAUACUCUCUCAUUGAACAGAUGGCUGACCAUUCCAAGGCCGAGCAAUUUCGCUACGGCCACAUGGUCGUCAAGGACACCAACGACAUGGGCAACAUCAUUUUCAUUGGCAAGGUAACUGGGGGGCUAACUUGUAGGCCUACAGUACAUGUGGGGCAUGAUGGGUAAUGUAGUUGCAGGCAGAGAUGUUUGAGGUGAUAUGCUUCCAUUACAGGGCCAAUGUGAUGUGUUGAGGGUGGUGGACCUUACCUCCUGCAGUGCCUACCAACGCCUCCUAAAACAGUAUGCAGACUCAGGUAUGUGUUCAUAAUAUAAUCAUACUGUAACAUGAAGACACACAAAAUAUGCAUACAAUAUACACAGUUCACAUUUCAGCAUUAAGUUCUAGGCAACCCCAAUUUUCCCUGUAUCCUAUAGCAACCAGAGUAACACUUAAUUUACUUUAAUUUAAAAAAUGGUCUGUUGUUUAUAUUGAGUUUUGAGUAAGAUUAUAAUAUUUGUGCAAUGACUUGUUGAAGGACAAUUUUUUUAAAGCAUUCUCUCUAUAUCUCUCUCUCUCUUUCCCUGUCGCUCUCUCUCAGUAAGCAGAGGUACAUGUUUGCCAACACAUGGAUUCAAAGGCGAGCUGACAAACCAACCAGGAAGGUAGUGUAACUGGCCACAGUGUACUUACCUGGACGUACCACACAUCAGUGACGUCGCUGCAUCUCAGCUGUGUCCAUCCAGUUAGUUUGGUGCCCGGUGAUAAGUUGUGUCUGUCUGUUCUACUCUUCCUCAGUGUCAUAAAACACAAAGUCCUCCUCAAUAAUCCUCCACGUCCUCCCAGAGGACUUCCUGCAGAUCUACCCACUAGCGCCUGUUUCCUGAUCGACACCCUUCAUCAGUGCAGCACAUUUGUACGUAGCCCUAUGGUCCAGACUUUACCCACAUCAAGCAUGGGAAGAAAUCUGUAUGGUGCUUGUGCCUUGUGUUCAGCAUGGAUGACCAUGUAAAGACAUGAUAGUAUGACAUCCAUGGCAUGCUGUGUUCUGUGCAUAGAGUUGUAAUCACUUCCUUCAUCUCUUCCUCUAGUGAUUUAUAACUCUAUGGUUCGGUGUGUCUGCUGUGUGGUGAGGUGCAGGGUCUGAACCAAUCAAAACCUGCUCUAGUGUUUUCUAACUCUAUGGUUGUGUCUGUCUGCUGUGUGGUGUGAUGCAGGGUCUGAACCAGUACCUGAUGCCGUCGAAGCAGAGAGACUGUCGCAGGUUCACUCUGGUCAGCCAGAGCGUGGAGAUCCUGCGGGUGGAGAAGACUCGCUUUGACGAGCUGGUGGACAACACCACCAUGAAGAAGCUGGAGGCCCUGCAGAAAACCUACCCAAGGUGACACUUAUGGAUACCAGUGCAGAUGGGCUGACCUUACUGGUGCACCUCAUUGAAAAGACGGGGACCAGAAACAACCCCUAGCCCCUACCCUCUAGGUGUUUGUGUAGAUCUAAGAGGACUCAGGACUAGAUAGGUGUAUGGCAAGCAAUCCACAGAGGGCAAGGUGGAACUUUCACUGUAUUGCUUAUACCUAUCUAAUCCUCUCAGAUCUACCUAGGGGGAAUGUACACAUUACUGGAAGUCGCUUUGGAUAAGAACGUCUGCUAAAUGGCAUAUAUUAUUAAGAUAGCUUUUGUGUUGUCUUCCUGUGUAGCGACGACGAGCUGUGCACUGUGUUCCUGGAACACAGCCGCUGGAAGGACUACAAACACAGUGUGGUACAGGACCUGUUCCCCCACUGGGUCGCCCCAAUCAGGAGCCCCAAGAACCAGAAGCAGCAAGGCCACUGUGGCCCCAGCCAAGGCCCUCCAGUAGACCAGACACGUGAUCAACAGGCUGAAACAGACAAAGCAGAGGGUAGUGCCAAAAGAUAA
Coregonus sp. 'balchen' is the source of this 2320-nucleotide messenger RNA. The record is from the annotation of a GenBank genome assembly. Lineage: Eukaryota; Metazoa; Chordata; Actinopteri; Salmoniformes; Salmonidae.